Molecule: messenger RNA, 525 nt
Organism: Cyclocybe aegerita
Lineage: Eukaryota; Fungi; Basidiomycota; Agaricomycetes; Agaricales; Hemipholiotaceae
Source: the annotation of a GenBank genome assembly
AUGGCAUCCCCGCCACAACCCGACCCCAGCGAGUCGCCAAACGGCCUCUUCUCCGUCCCAGAAGAACCAUCGUCCAAUCUUCGUGCAUUUCUCGCCUACGUUGACGCUCUUCACAAGUGGGACCAUGAGGCUGUUAUGGCGUGCUUCGACGAUGAGCUAGAGCACCGAAUCUUGCCCACGUCCUUGGGUCGCCCAGUUCGCAACAGGCUGCAGUAUGGGGAGUUUUUCAAAGGGAUGAUGCCGAUGUUCAGGAAGUUUAGGGUAACAAUUCACGAAGUCAUCGAGAGUGACGACAAGAUUGCCGUUCACGCUUCGUCCAAGGGGGAGUCCACCCUAGGAACUCCAUACAGAAACGAAUAUACCCUCAUGAUCACUUUCGUGCCUCCCAGUCCAAGUUCGCCUGGCGAGCCCGUGGAAGAGCUUCCAAAGAUGCGCCAUGUAAAGGAGUUCGUGGACAGCGCCUUUUCGGCUAAUUUUUUCUCGGAAGAACAAGCAAAAAUGAACGCAAUUGCAGCAAGAGUGUAG